Linum tenue is the source of this 1568-nucleotide messenger RNA. The record is from the annotation of a GenBank genome assembly. NCBI's taxonomy places the organism in Eukaryota, Viridiplantae, Streptophyta, Magnoliopsida, Malpighiales, Linaceae.
UUUUCCUCUCUUCGCGUCUUCCUUACUCCAUUUAUUAAACCAUUCCUGUCUUCCUCCGAAACAGAGCAAGGAAGAAAAUGGUGCCGCCUUCUCCCUUCCCUCCCCGCCUUUCCUUCCGCCUCUACCACCUCCUCCUCUACCACUAAACCUUCGAAGCUACUUCUUCCAUUCAACCCCCUGAAUUCCCAAUUCCCAAUUCCUUCCCGGAUCUAAAAUCACCUUUCUGCCCUGCACUCCCCUGCCGAUCAGACCAACUCGGGUCACUCUUAAAGUUCAAAACUUUUUCUUAUGGGAGCUGGUUUCUCCGGCUUACUUGAUCGAAACGACGGGAGAACCACUCUCGGCGACUUGCCGGAGAGCUGCGUUGCCUCCAUUCUCAUGUACUUGGACCCGCCGGAGAUUUGCCGGCUGGCCAGGCUGAACAGGGCGUUCCGCGGCGCCUCGUCGGCCGACUUUGUCUGGGAGCCGAAACUUCCCUCCAACUACAAUUUCCUGGUGGAUAAAGUACUGGGAGAGAAAACGACGCCGGAGAAGAGCAGCUUGAGCUGCCGGAAGGAGAUUUACUCCAGGCUCUGCGCGUCCAAUUGCUUUGCCGAUGACGCCAACAAGAUGGUUUGGCUGGAGAAGAGCAGCGGGAAAGUCUGUGUGUCGGUUUCGUACAAGGCAAUGAGGAUAACGGGGAUCGAUGACCGGCGAUAUUGGGCUCAUAUUCCCUCCGACGAGUCCAGGUUCAAACAGAUAGCGUAUCUUCAGCAAACAUGGUGGUUAGAAGUGGUUGGCGAAUUGGACGACUUCCAUUUCCCCGUUGGCACCUACACCGUCUUCUUCAAGCUCCAGCUCGGCAAGCCACCCGCCGCCUCCAAACGGUUCGGCGGUGGCCGCCGACACGUCAGCAACUCGGACCAGGUUCACGGGUGGGACAAGAAACCGGUCAGGUUCCAGCUGUCGACAUCCAACGCCCGGCAAACCGCCUCGUCGGAGCGCUACUUGGUUGAGCAGGGCAGUUGGGCCCACUACCGCGCCGGCGAGUUCACCGUCGACGACCCGAACUCUCCGACGAGGAUCAAGUUCUCGAUGAUGCAGAUUGAUUGUACGCACACGAAAGGCGGGUUGUGCUUGGAUUCCGUCCUCGUUUGUCCUAAGGAGUUUGGUGACGGCGGCGUGCUGAUGAAGCAACUCUGAGUUUAGGGAAGGGGAAAAGAUAUAUAUAUAUUACGUAAUAUUUGUAAAUAAUUACAGUGAGAUUAAUUAUAUUCAUUGCUGUUUGUUCGUGAGGCAGAGGUGUAUUAACAGAGUGAAAAGGAUGGAAGAGAAAAUUAGUGUAAUUUAAUUUGCUCGUGGAGGAAAUGUAGUGUUUGUUAAAUUGAAUAGAAUCCAUGGAAGUACGUUGGCCGAUCUUGUUCUCCAUGUGCAAAGGAAAAGAAGCUUGUCGUCUUCUGCUGGUUUCUGACUUCUUAAGGAUUCGGUUUCCAUGGAAGUAAAGAUAUGAUUGUCUGUUUCAUGAUUAUGUUCCUUAAUUCACACACGUUUGAGUUUUGACUAUGAAGGUUUUACAGCUUGGAGGAGAG